Messenger RNA from Cydia pomonella (codling moth), 679 nucleotides. RefSeq lists its product as uncharacterized. The coding region runs from base 45 to 467 and encodes 140 amino acids. The record is from RefSeq and is a predicted model, not a curated record. The transcript is spliced from 3 exons. NCBI's taxonomy places the organism in Eukaryota, Metazoa, Arthropoda, Insecta, Lepidoptera, Tortricidae.
GGUUUUGUUCAUUAUAGUACCAGUAUAAUACAAAUUAUUUAAAUAUGGGGCGAAUGGGUCAAAUUAAAUGGGAGAAAGCUCAACGAUGUGCUCCAGUACAUAAUAUUAUUUCUUCCGAUUUCCCCAGAUAUAAUCCUCAACCCUGGAAAUUUAUGGAGGGUAAAUCGCGCAUAGGAUGGCUGCUCUCAUACGAAUACCAAAGAAUGUGGAUUGCCGAAAGAGACCUCUGGAAGAAACGAAUGUAUCCUGAGAACAUCGCUGUUAACGUCGACAUAGUAAAAAGUUAUGUCUUGAGCUUCAAGAAUGCCCAGCAGCCCCCAAAACCUGAGAAAAAGAAAAUGUUUAAAAUGAAAAAGUUUGAAGGUAUCGGCAGUAAAACUACAUCUAAACGCCCCAAAGAUGACAAAGCGAUGAACUACGAGAAAGAUCCGAAGAAUAAGAAGCCUGAGAAAAAAGAAGAGGCCUGAACAUUUGAUUAAAUUUUGGCUAAUUUCUGAGCGGUAUUUUAACUACGAUUUGUUAAUCUAGUGAAAGCUGUUAAUAAAGUCCAUUGUGUGAAAACUAGUGAAACCAUUUUCAUAUAACAACUGUUUAAUUUUUAUUAAUUAUUUUUAUACGAUUUUUUCGGAUAUUUUAUAUAUUAUUUUAAGUUUUCUAUCAUUAAAACCUUCAAACUGUA